AUGAUGCGUAAAAAUAAAUAUACUGGUCCCUGUGCAGUUGAAAAUUGUAAAGAAAAUGAAAAAAGUCCCGAGUAUGUUACUUUUAGAAGUAUAACUGAUAAAGCAUUUGAUAAGUUAACGAAGCAUCCAGAUUAUUUAAGUAUAAAUUAUUUAAAAAAAAAAUCAACAACUUUGUUUUACACAUUAUAUGUAGAACAUAAAUAUAAAGAAGUGAAUAAAAAUGAAUUAUCUG
Molecule: messenger RNA, 232 nt
Organism: Entrophospora candida
Lineage: Eukaryota; Fungi; Glomeromycota; Glomeromycetes; Entrophosporales; Entrophosporaceae
Source: the annotation of a GenBank genome assembly